Molecule: messenger RNA, 1329 nt
Organism: Aspergillus bombycis
Lineage: Eukaryota; Fungi; Ascomycota; Eurotiomycetes; Eurotiales; Aspergillaceae
Product: protein kinase domain protein
Exons: 5
Coding region: 1-1329 (442 amino acids)
Biological process (GO): protein phosphorylation
Molecular function (GO): ATP binding; protein kinase activity
Source: RefSeq, a predicted model, not a curated record
AUGUACCCAGCCAGACGCUUACUGACGCGUUCGCUCUCCUCACUUCGCAGAAAGCCUUUUCCAACCCCCAAUCCCGGGCCUCUGUUACCCCUAAAUGAGCCUGUGGACGAAGAAAGAUGCCCAUGGUAUAGCUCCGCAAACUUCUACCCCGCGAAGCCUGGCGAAGUGCUCGCCGAUCGUUAUCAGAUCCUCGUCAAGGUUGGCUGGGGGACCACCUCUACCGUAUGGUUUGCUCGUGAUAUGCGGGGAGAUGAAGACGAACCGGAAGGCGUUGUAGCACUGAAGAUAGCCAAUACCAACUCACGUGCAGGUGACGUUGCACGCGCAACUGAGCAGUAUAUUGCUGAGAAAGACCCAUCCCAUCGUGGACGUGCAGUUCUCCGAACAUCCUCAGAAUCCUUCGAGAUUACUGGUCCAGAAGGAAGACAUGUGUGUUUCGCAUAUGAGCCCAUGAGGGAGCCACUCUGGCUUUUUCGGAGGCGCUUCAAGGAUGACAUGAUCCCUCUUCCGAUUAUCAAGAUCUAUAUUCAGAUUCUUCUUGCGGGUAUCGAUUACCUUCAUACAGAUUGCAAGACAGUACAUACGGAUCUGAAGCUUGAGAAUAUCAUGGUCUCAUUUGAAGACCCCGCGGUGAUGGGUGACUUCAUGAACGACCAAUUCGAUCAACCAAUGGAAUAUAAAAUAGACUCCAUAGGCCGACCGGUACAUCGGCGUCACAACGAUUUUGGGCCCCUAAGACAACUCCGAAACGUUAUACCAAAGAUUGUUGAUUUUGGACAUUGCACAAGGCUCGAUGAUGAUGAUAGUUGGGGUUUGUGCCCUAUCCAGCCAGAGCACUAUCGCGCGCCAGAAGUAAUCCUUGGUUGUGGUUGGAGGAUGAGCACCGAUAUAUGGAAUUUGGGUGUUGUUUUAUGGGAUCUGAUUGAGGGCAAGGAAUUGUUCAGUCAAGUGCAUGAUGAGCAAGGCCAGUACCAGGCAAAAGCGCAUCUCGCAGAAAUGAUAGCCUUACUCGGUCCCCCACCCCAAGAGCUGAUCACAAGAUAUCGCGGAUUGCUCGACUACCAAUGGCCUGAGCCUUUAACAACGAUGGACGGCAUCGUCUACAAAAGCUCUGAUCAAUUCUUUCGUGGUCCAUUCUUUGAUAGUGAUGGAGAGUUCUUACACAAGGACCUGAUUCCGAACAGAAACCUGGCGGAUACACUCCCCUCCCUCGAAGAGAAGGAAAGAGAACAUUUCUUGUCCUUCGUGAAAUUAAUGCUUGCCUGGGUGCCGGAGGAGAGGAAGACUGCGCGUGAAUUGGUCGAGCAUCCGUUUCUUCGAGUACAGUGA